Messenger RNA from Hemiscyllium ocellatum (epaulette shark), 7316 nucleotides. Its product is annotated as tumor necrosis factor receptor superfamily member 5-like. Gene Ontology annotation, biological process: positive regulation of B cell proliferation; cellular response to tumor necrosis factor; positive regulation of isotype switching to IgG isotypes. The record is from RefSeq and is a predicted model, not a curated record. Bases 267 to 1193 code for a protein of 308 amino acids. The transcript has 9 exons. Lineage: Eukaryota; Metazoa; Chordata; Chondrichthyes; Orectolobiformes; Hemiscylliidae. Gene Ontology annotation, molecular function: antigen binding; protein binding. Gene Ontology annotation, cellular component: external side of plasma membrane; CD40 receptor complex.
UGUGAGAGAGAGAGAGACUGUAAAACUCUACUGAGUGGUGUCAGGAAUGGGACGCCUCCACGGCCUCUCUGAUUCCGCCUUCCGCUCGAUAAGCCAGUCCUUCCCGGAUCGUGACUGGGAAUACCUCGGAGCCGCAGUCCAGGCCUCCCUCUCAUCUCCAAAGCCAACACCAAAUCCUUACAGGGAGUGAGCUUGGGGCGAACGCCAGCGACUGAGAUGCGACCCGGACAAAGUCAGGGAUCAGACCAUUCCGGCUGGGAAAUCGGAUGCCAUGCAGAAUGAAAGUGCGGCGGUAUCUCUGGCUGUUGGUUCAGGCGAUUCAGCUGUACCACUGUGAGUCUGCCGCCAUAUGUAACAAUAUCACACAGUACUCAUUGUCUUCCCGCUGCUGUGCCAAGUGUCCACCGGGUACCUAUUUGAGCAGUAAAUGCACAAUACUGAAAGACACUGAGUGCAAGCCCUGUGAAGAGGGACUCUAUCAGUCAAAGUGGAACUUGGCUGAUCACUGUCAGCGGCACACAUACUGUGAUCCAAAUGGAGGAUUUGUGACCGAGUCACCUGGCGACACCUUGACCAAUGCUGUGUGUUUGUGUGCGAUAGGGAAGCACUGCAUCAAUGAGGACUGUGAAAUGUGUGUGGAGGACAAGAUUUGUGAGCCUGGUUCUGGAGUAACUAAACCAGCGGAUCGCAAACACAAGGACACAGAGUGUGAGGAAUGUAAACAUGGUUAUUACUCAAAUGUCUCUUCGGCUGUAGAGCUCUGUUGGAAAUGGACAAAUUGUGGGUCACGAGGAGAGCUGAAACCAGGCAAUGCAACAACUGAUGUGAAAUGUAAGCCUUGGCCUGUAGCAGUCCCUGGUGAGACCCCAACGAUUGUGAUCAGUGUUAUUGUCACAGCUGCAUUGGUAGCUUUAGUUGCUGCCAUUGUCUACCACAGAGAUCACCUGAAGGGAAUGUUGAGGCGAUUCCACACACGGCUCAAGCAACCAAAACAUCGUGGCUUUGAAGAGGUUAAUGGUGCUGCUGCAAUCUUCCAGGAAACCAACUGGCAAUGUGGCGAGCAACUGCAUGAGGAGACAUCACUGCCAAUUCCCGAGUCCUUGGCAGAAGAACAGAGCUUGAUCAUUGCUCAAGAAGAUGGCAAGGAGAGUCAUCUCCCAGAGCAAGAGCAGGCAUCUCUGCCAAAUAGCUAGCAAGCAUACUUGCCACCAGAUUGUGUUAUUCGUUGCUGGCUGGGCUUUUGAGCCUGUCUGAAGCACGUUGAACCCUGAACCUUGGCACUAAGUCAAUGAGGUGAUCUUUUCUCAGCCCACCCCGUCCCCUCUAUUUUUAAUGAUUUGACUGUGUUGUGACGACUUGCGGUCAUGUUUAGUUGACGUGCUUGCAAACUCAUGCUUCCAAGGCAACCCUGCAGCUAGAUCCUCAUCUGUGUGUUCCAGGACCUGGGAAAAUAAGACUGUUGUGCACCCACUGCAGUUGGGCAUGAGAAACCUGAACGACACUUGGUGUUAAAAGAUGCAGUUCUGUGCUUCGCUUAACAAGAACAAAAACGGGUGCUACAAUUAAAAAUGUUUAUGUGUGGAGAUGAGAAAGGUUUCCAGUGCAAUGCUGGGCCUGUGGCGAAGUUCGGUGAUCUCAGUCGGGUUGCAAAUAAGGACGUUACAGCUUUUGUUAAUCAGUUAACUUACCACUGAAAAGUCAAUAAUGCAGUACAGUGGAACCAUCACCACCUGCUCAGGGCCACCCAUAUGGUAAUAAACUUUUCUAAUGAUGGACACGUCCUAAGAAUUAAGGAAAUGCUUGAGGGCUGGGAGAAUCAUAGAAAUUAGAAGCAGUAGAGCAGAAGACUUAGGAGCAGAAGCAGGCCAAUCAGCCCAUUAAAUCUGCUACACCAUUUAGUAAGAUCAUGGCUGAUCUGAUCAUCAUUAAUUUCUCUGAUAGUAGGUUAUUUUUGUACCCAUUUACUAUUUAACAUGAUAAUGGCUGAUCCUCUGUCUCAAUUCCAUAUUCCCACCCUCUUCCCAUAACCUUUAACAUCACAAGAAAUGUAUUUCUUUCAUAAACACAGUUCCACAGUGUUUGUGUGGUAAAGAACCCCACAGGUUUAUCACUCUGAGUGAAGAAACCUCUCCUCAUCUCAGUCCAAAAUGGCCUAUUGUGUAUCCUAGGACUGUAGUCGCUUCUUCUGGACCUCUUGGCCAGGAGGAGCAUAGUCCUUGUGUCCAGUCUAUCCAGCCCUAUUUCAAUCAGAUCCUCCUCUCAUUCAUAGAAUCAUAGAUGUCCUGCAGGCCAUUUCGUCCAUAUCAGCCAUCCAAAGAGCAUCCCAGAACCACCCCUGUAACCCUACAUUUUCCAUGGCUAAUCCCCCUAGCCUGCACUUCCCUGGACACUAUGGAUAAUUUACCAUGGCUAGUCCACCACACCUGCACAUCUUUGGACGGUGAAAGGAAACUGGAGCACCCACAAGAAAUCCACACAGACAUGAGGAGAACAUGCAAACAUCACACAGAUAGCCAUCUGAGGCUGGAGUCAUUGCCUGGGUUCCUGGCUCUGUGAGGCAGCAGUGCUAACCAUGCCACCGUGCUGUCCUAAAGUAAGGGAGCCCUUUGACGCUGGUUGGUUUUAAACCAGCAACCUGCUGGUUAACCGCCAAACACGCUAACCUAUUGCGCCACAGGGACAGGCUAUCUUCUAAACUCCAGUGAAUCCAGACUCACUUGAUCCAGUGUCUCCUCAUAAGGACAGUGCUGCCAUCAUAAAAAUCCACGGCAAGCCUUCACUGAACUGCCUCCAAUUACAUGUAGGUUCUUUCUUGGGUAAGGACAGUCAAAUUGUGCACAGUGCUGUUGGUGUGGUCUCAUAAAUUCCUUGUACACCUCCAGUAUACCACUGGCCUUCCUAGCUGCUUACAACAUAGAAGGAAGGAGAGGACAGGGUGGGAUCAAGGAGCUUAAAUUUCUCAACAAACAAACAUUUAGUGUUACGGCUGGUAAUGUUGAAUAAUGUUCACUGAGUGGGUUGUGGAGAGGCCACAUUUUGGCCAACCCCUUGGUGACCUUGGAUUAUUUAGACUUUUAGAUGUCUCUGGUGUGUGGCCAGAAGGGCUAUAAAGCUGGGAGACAAAUUACUUGACCAUGGCUCUAUGUUUACAACAACAACUCUUAGCUGGUAAAAUGAAUGAGAUGCUUCACAGGAGCCCUUAUGGAGGUCUAUAAAAUUGUGAGGGGCACAGAUGAGGUGAAUGACAAGGGUCUUUUAGCUAGUGUGGGGGACUUCGAAACCAGGAGGCAAAUUUUUAAGGUGAGAGGAGAAACAUUUAGAAAGGACAGGAAGGGGCACCUAUUUUACACAGAGGGGUUGGUGCGUGGAGAAUGAACUUCCAGAGGAAGUGGUAGAUGUGGGUACAGUUACAAUGUUUAAAAGACUUUUGGAUAAUUAUAUGAAUAAGAAAGGGAGGAAUAUAGGCCAAAUGCAGGCAGGUGGGACUAGCUUAGUUUUGGAACAUUAUUGGCUUGGAUUGGUUGGACCAAAGGGUUUGUUUCUCCUCUGUAUGACUAUAUGGCUUCCUAAGGAGGAAAAUAAAAUUGACAUCAAGUGACAGAAGAAGAGCUUAGGGCCUGAACAAUUGGAGGUACAGCUGCCUAUAACACAGGGGAUGCUCAGGAGGUAAGCUUGGGAGGAACACUCUGUUUUCAGAGAGUUAAAGGCCUUAGAGGGAAAAGUGAGCUCAGAGUAGGAUUUGAACACAAGGACGAUUAUGUUCAAGUUGAAGACUUUCUGUAUGGGAAGCAAAAGUCGGUCUGGAAGCAUAUCAGUGACGGAGAGGGAGCCGGUGAAUCAGGAUUGAGAUUGAGAGAGUGUUUCCCAGCCUGUUAACAGACAUUAGAUUACUUACAGUGUGGAAACAGGCCCUUCGGCCCAACAAGUCCACACCGACCCGCCGAAGCGUAACCCACCCAUACCCCUACAUAUACCCCUUGCCUAACACUACGGGCAAUUUAGCAUAGCCAAUUCACCUGACCCGCACAUCUUUGGACUGUGGGAGGAAACCGGAGCACCCGGAGGAAACCCACGCAGACACGGGGAGAACGUGCAAACUCCACACAGUCAGUCGCCUGAGGUGGGAAUUGAACCCAGGUCGCUGGUGCUGUGAGGCAGCAGUGCUAACCACUGUGCCACCGUGCCGCCGACAAAUGUUCACAGAUCUCGGGAACUUCCUCACUGGAAAGCUGACCAGUUAAUGGGAACAUGCAGGAUAGUGUAAUCUGGUUUCUUGCCUGACUCAGGCUAGAUAGAGGUCACCUAAAUAAUGCAACAAAUAACUCAUGUCUCGAUCAUCCCGUCAGUCAUGUAGUAAUGAAUGCAAUGGUAUAUUUAAUCUCAUAUAACAUUGUGAUUAGAUUCAUAAAGGAGCCUUGUGCAAUUCGAGUAAAUUAUGGAAGGAGGAGCAAUUAGAUGAUGAGAUCUUUAAGAUGUAUUGUGUUUUUAGCCUGUACUUCCUGAUGACUAAUUAUUUUAUUGGAUAUAUACAGCCUGGACCUAUUCCUCUCUGGAACUCUGUAGUCACAACAAACCUUCCUGCAAUCUGCAAGGUUAGAAGGGGGAGUUUUUAAAUUUAUCACUCAGCGAUAAGCAGUUCAUUUUCCAGAAGGCUGUUCCAAUGUCCAUCACCAUGGUAACAUUAGGGGAGUAAGUCAGGUUGGAUUAAUGCUGAGAAAAAUUAGUGCUUAUUGAGUUAGGCUCAAAGCACUCUCUUUAUCUUUUACAGUAAUUACUUCUGUUUUAGCCACUAGAUUGGCUGUUCAUAGUCAUGGAUUAAACUUGGGAAGUCCCUGGUUUAUAUUGCUUUGGUAGGUGAUAGUUAAGCUAGCAAACAGGAGGGUGGGGUUCAUUUUGAAAUAAGUGAUCCUCAUGACAGUCGUAUAAUUGCUGAGGAUUCACAAGAUUGUUAGUGGUUACUUGCGACAGUUCAAAGAGUAAAGGUAUCCAAUUGAGGUUAAUCGAGUGAGUAACUAAUAUAGGUUUGGGCACUUCCUGUACCAAUCCCUUGUCAGAGCUGCAUUUGCUGUUCUCAGUGGGUUCACUGUGCAGACUUUAGGGGUUAGGUUCGGGGCAGAAAUUUGACUAGGAUUGCUGUUGGUUGUAAUUUGUGCUGAAGAGUCAGUUUAAGUUCAGCUGUAAUACUUGUUGUAGUCGACUCCUCUCUGGAUAGUAGGUCUUUCUCAUGUAUACUGGCCAUUUGAGUGUGACUGAUGCCUGUUGGAACUGUCCCUCAGAAAAAAAAGCUUAUGUCAGGGCUACCCAAGUGGGAUUGCAAGCUGAAAGUUUAGAAUAACUGGCUCAAAGCCAGCAACAGCCAGUAUGGAGCACAGACUCAGAUAUAACAGCUACACCCCUCCCAUUCUAUUGGAAAGCCCUGUCCCCACUUCCACAGGCCUUUACCCCCCCCCCCCCCACAACUACACACAGGUCACAGUGAGAAUCCUGACAAAUUGCUAACUCCUAAAUAGGGUAACAAUAGGAAAAGAUUUGGCCAACACUGGCCGAUGUCAUCAGUAGAAACUGUGCAAGAGCAUGAUUUUUUUUCUGUUAUUUCAACCUAAAUGGAUUAAAUAGUCAUCAGGUGGGAUAGAUUGGAAUCUUUGGGGUUGAGUAACAGUGGAACAGGAAGGAUGAGAACCUGAGGGGUUUCAAUGUUGAUCAUGGUUCUAUCACAUUGUUCGUAGGGACGAAAAGUGCCAGGUGCAGACUUGUGGCCUUGCAAACCAUGAAAUAGGGGCUAUCCAGAACGAGCACAAGCUUCACUGAAAUGCAUUUGUUUAUAUAACGUCGCAGGGCUCUCUUCUUGACAGCAGUGAACUAAACAGCUCCUCUGACUUCCUGUGGGAUCUUUCUUUAUUGUGAAGGACUUGUAGCCUUGAUUAGCUGCUCCUGUACUUUCCAGCACUUAGUCAUACUCUGAUAUUAGAAAGAUUCAUAUUACCCAUUGUUUUACUCCCUCACCCUGUUUGUCAUUCACCUGCUUUGACUUCAUGUAAUAGCCGCUGUCCCUCUGCUACACUGAAAUGGAAAUAAUCUGUGUGUGUGUGUCUAUGUGUAUAUAUAAAUGUGGCGAGGUGGUGAAGGGAGUGGGGGGAGGCGUGGUCAGUGGUCAGUAGCAUCCCUAAUGUCAUGAAAUGUCCAAUGGUGCCGCGCAGGAACAUUAUUAAACAAUAUGACAUUUAGCUAUGUAAGAAAGUAUGGCAGAUCACUAAAGGCUUGUUCAUAGAGGGUGGUAUUAUGAAGUGUUUUGAAGUAUGAAGGUGAGAUAGUGAGUUGUAGGCAGCGAACUCCAGAGGUAAGGCCCCAGACAAAGCAAAAAUAACAAUUUGGGACCUGGCAUGUAAAUCAUUUGUGAUCAGGUUCCAGAAUUUUCUGGAGGAGUCUGCCCUUCAUGUCUUUGUUAAAUCUUUUUCCUAUCAUCUUAAAAAUAUGCCUCCUAAUCUUGAAAUCUUACACAUUGGGGAAAAGACACAUGCCAUUCAUCUUAACUAUGCCUCUUAUCAUUUUAAAAACCUCUAUACAGUCACCACCCACAUCCCCAUCCUCCCAUGCUCCAGUGGGAAACCUCCCAGCCUAUCCAGCUAUCCUGUCUCUCAAACCUCCCAUUCCCAGCAAUUUCCUGGUAAACCUUUUCUGAAUCCUCUCCAGCGUAAUUGUUUCCUUCCUGUAGCAAGGUGACCAGAAUUGGACACAGUACUCCAAAAAGGCCUUGAGUGUUGGUACACGUGUAAAAAGUGAGGUCUGCAGAUGCUGGAGAUCAGAGCUGAAAAUGUGUUGCUGGUUAAAGCACAGCAGGUUAGGCAGCAUCCAAGGAACAGGAAAUUCGAUGUUUCGGGCCAGAGCCCUUCACGUGACAAUAAAUUCAAUUCAAUUCAAUUCAAUAUGAAAUGGUGGAUGCAAGUACAGUUUGGAGAAGAUUUGUAGCUCAGGUUGAGGUUCUGGAUGUAAGUUUGCAUGCUGAGCUGGAAGGGUCAUUUUCAGACUUUUCAUCACCAUACUAGGUAAUAUCAUCAGUGUUGAUUUUACCUAGUAUGUGGUGGCAAAAUGUCUGAAAAUGAGCCUUCCAGCUCAGUAAGCAAACUUACAUCCAAUUGAAAAGACAUUUGGAUAAGUACGAGAACAAGACAUCUUUGGAGGGAUAUGGGCCAAGCGCAGGCAAGUGGGAUUAGUUUAGUUUGGGAUUAUGGUCGGUGUGGAUGGUUUGGACCAAAGGGUCUGUUUCUGUGCUGUGUGACUAUGACUAGAUUUUGAGAAGCCGUUCUCUCUUGUGAAAA